Caenorhabditis sp. 36 PRJEB53466 is the source of this 3135-nucleotide messenger RNA. Lineage: Eukaryota; Metazoa; Nematoda; Chromadorea; Rhabditida; Rhabditidae. The record is from the annotation of a GenBank genome assembly.
AUGGACACAAAUUUUAAAGUAGUCAUAUAAUUCUCGAAAACCAAACUCUCCUCAAUCCCAUUUUCAGCUAUCCAAUUGUGUGGGAACUGUGUACCGAGACGGUCAAGUGGCUUUUAGCAAAGACGGAUUCUCAGUCAUCUCGCCGAUUGGCAACAAGCUAUCAAUAUUUGAUCUCAAAAAGUUCGUAUUGAAUGUGUUCGUCUCCGUAAAAUGACCCUUUUUGCAGCAAUGUCUCGAGAACGGUGGAUGUUGGCUGUAAUUUUAGUAUCAAGUCGACGGCGAUCAGUCCGUCGGGCACGCAUAUGCUCGCCGCUGAUGAACGUAAGAAAACCACUCUGAAACCUGCUGAAAAUGCCGUGAAUUUCAGGCGGAGACGUCCAUUACAUCAAUCUGGUGACCGAAACGAAAAUAUUCACAUUCCGCAGUAACCGAACCAUCAAAUCACUGCAGUUUUCGCCGGACGGAAAGUAAAUAUUGUUUAUCUGCACCAUUUUUAUCAAAAUCCCGUUCAGAAAGAUCGCAGUUGGUCGUGAGCGAGAUCUGCAAAUCCAAGAGAUAGGUCGUAUCGAAGAGCAGGCGUUCCAUCCGUUUCAUCUCAUGAGAACGUACAAAUUGAGCAGUGAACAGUUGAAUUGUGUCGAUUGGUCGUUCGAUUCGAAGUAACACAUUUUCAAAAUCCCAUUUUUCCAUCAAAUUUUUCAUUUAUUCAGUCUGAUCGUAGCCGGCGGAGAUGACAGAGUUCUCCGUAUCGUCGGAGCUCGUGACUUCAAAAAUCUCUUCAUUCAUCCGUUGGCUUCUCACAAAGGAACCAUCGUUCACUGUCAAUUCUUGAAAGAUUCCUAUGAUGUGAGCUUAUCAGCUGGUUUUGAAAUAUCUAACUAUGUUUUUCAGAUGAUUUCUGUCUGUAAACGUGGCCUCUGCAACGUGUGGACGUGUAAUCUUCGUCCCGGAGAACUUCAAGAAGGCGUGUGGAAAAAGGACGAAGAGCCGGAAGACAACGGUGAUGAACCGAUGGAAGUGGAGCCGGAAGAGGUCGAGAAGAUUUUCUUCGAGAAGAGUCACAAGUACUGGCUGACCGAAUCUUCGGGAUCUGGAAAGACUGUAGACGUGACUGCCGCCAAGUAUAACGUGGAGACGAAGAUUCUGGCGACCGCGUUCAACAACGGAGUCAUCGUUCUUCACGAGAUCCCCACUUUCGCACUGAUCCACAAUUUGCGCGUCUCUGAGAUGAAAAUUCAGACGGUCGCGUGGAAUUUGACUGGCGAAUGGCUAGCGAUCGGCUGCGGAAAGGGAUCCGCCGCUCAGUUGGUCGUUUGGGAGUGGCAAUCGGAGAGUUACGUGAUGAAGCAGCAGGCGCAUUCUCUACGGGUCACGUCCGCCGAAUACUCCCCCGACGGAGGACAAAUUGCGACUGGAGCGGAGGACGGAAAAGUGAAGAUCUGGAGCUGUCGCACCUCGUUCUGCACGGUCACUUUCGACGAGCACACUGCCGGAGUGACGGCCGUUAAGUGGACUCAGAGCGGCAGAGCCAUUCUGAGUGCUUCUCUCGAUGGAACUGUCAGGGCGCACGACCUGAAACGAUACAGAAAUUUCCGGACUUUGGUCUGUCCCGAGCCCACUCAGCUGGCUACUUUGGCUGUUGACAAGGCCGGAGACCUCGUGAUUGCCGGAGCCAAAGAAGUAUUCAACAUCUACGUUUGGUCGUUCGAAACUGGUCAUCUUCUGGACAUCCUCUCAGGCCAUGAAUCGGCAGUCUCUUCAAUCGAUAUUCAUGGAAACCUGCUCGUCAGUGGAUCAUGGGAUCGAACGAUCAAAGUGUGGACGAUCAUCGAUUCGAAGGCGGAAACGGUGGAAGUGUCGCACGAGGUGCUCGACGUGAAGUUCUCGCCUUCCGGAGAAGUGAUCGGAGUGCUCACUUCGGACGGAGUCAUCACUUUCUUCGAAUCGAAGGAAAUGCUCAAUUUGGGAUCGAUCGAUACCCGUUUGGAUGUGGAUCCGGCACGUGGCGAACGGGAUACCAUCACUCGACAGAACGCGGCGAAGAGCAAAUCAUUCACGAGGAUUCGAUUCUCUCCGGAUGGAAAUUUGAUUUUGGCGGGCGGAGAAUCUAACAAUUUCUGUUUGUAUUCGGUGCCAGAGCGAAUGAUUCUCAAAAAAUUCCGAAUUACUGAGAAUCGCAGUCUCGACGGCGUCGUUCUGGAUAUCAAUCGGAGAAAUAUCACAGAAUUCGGAAACAUGAACUUGAUCGACACUUCCGAUGAGGAGGAUGAGCCCGACAACAAGAUGGCCAUCAAACUGCCGGGAACGAAGAACUUCGAUCUGGGAGAAAGGAGGGCGAAACUGGAAGUGAAUGUCUACGAAGUGACGUACUGUCCAACGGGAAGACGGUUCGCGGUCGCAUCAACGGAAGGCGUCGCCAUCUACUCCCUCGACACCGUUUCUCUCUUCGACCCAUUCCAACUCGACAGUCAGACCAGCCCGGAAGUGAUCAGAAGAGCACUCUCCAUGAACGACUUCACCACUGCUCUCAUGGCUUCUCUGCGGCUCAACGACGGAAAAUUCAUCACGGACUGCAUGGAAUCCACGAGCAUUUCUCAAAGUAAACUCCCGUAAAUCUUCAUUGUCUCUCUCAACUAUCCCCUUGUUCAGUUCCCCUCGUUGCUCGAUCUCUUCCGCUUUUGUACGCUGAACGCCUUCUGAAGUGGAUGUCCGAAGGAAACGUGAUGUCAUCGACGAAGCACGUCCACUUUUACAUGCUGUGGCUCCGCGCAGUGCUCCAAGAGCACGGAAUGCACCUGAAGGGACACGCCGACGUGGCAACUCUCACCGGAAUUCAGCAGAUCAUCACCCAUCAUUCACAAUAUGUCACCAGAUUGUACGGUUCUUUAAAACUUCAAAUUUUUCUAAUCUUAACUGUUUAGAGCCAAUCAAAACAAGUUUUCACUCCAAUGGAUCCGCCAAAUCCGUAAGAAUCAGGCGGAAGAAAAGAAGGAAGAAGACGAGGAUUAUGGAUUCGAACGGGUGGACAUCAAAGACGAAGAAGAGGAUUCAGAUGAGAACGACGAGGAGGAGGAGGAGGACGAUUCUGAUGAGAUCCAGGUGGAUUCGGACUCGGAUAGCGAAGUUAUUGAAUAA